AUGGUAAUGUUCGUUCAUAUGUAUAUGAAGAAAAAACAGGAAAAGAUAACAAAACAUUGUGCUAUUUCAUUAUGUCUAUCGUAUAUAUUGCCUACUAUUCGCAAAUACUGGUUUCUUAUCGGAUUGGGUUGUGUUAUCGGCCUGGCAUAUGCAUUUCCAAAUGUCGGCAAGACCGGUGGCUAUAUUCGUUCUGAAUGGUCCGUCAAAUGGGGAUGUGUCAUACUAAUUUUCUUUUUUAGUGGUUUGUCUCUUCGAACAAAACUACUUGCUAAAGAAUUUCUUCAUAUACGCCUUCAUGCCGUCAUUCAGAUCUAUAGUCUAUUGAUCAUUCCAUUUACAAUUUAUGGUUUAGGAUUGUUGCUAACAAGAUUGCCGAUCAACAAAACAUUAGUUGCCGGCAUUGUUAUAAUGUCCUGUACACCUACAACUAUUUCCAGCAACGUUGUUAUGACUAAAACUGCGAUGGGUAAUGAAUAUUCAGCACUACUAAAUGCAGCACUUGGCAAUGUUUUGGGUAUAUUUAUAUCACCGGCUCUUGUCUUUUAUUUUAUGAGUAAUCCUACUAUUAAUUCUUUGCCAAGCAGUUCUAGCGGUGCUGAGAGUAGUCGACUAGACUAUGGAAAUGUUAUGAAAAACUUGGGUUUGACUGUGCUUCUACCUUUAUUUGUCGGACAAGUCAUUCAUUUCUUAUGGACAAAACAGGUUGCAUAUGUACGAGAAAAAUUUUACUUUUCCGAACUAAAUAGUCUAGCUCUGUUAGCACUAGUGUGGUCGGUAUUUUGUACAGCUGUUGCCACAGGAUCAUUUCAAACAAUACACGGAAAGGAUCUUGGCGCCUUGAUUAUUAUUGAUGCCGGAAUAUAUAUUGGUUUUUCACUAUUAAUCAUGAUCACUGCCAGAAUACCCAUUCGACAUUGGCAGUUCUCACAAGAAGAUACAGUAGCAAUCAUGUUUUGUGGUGCCACCAAAACUGUAGCCAUGGGAGUGCCAUUAAUAAACAUUCUCUACACUGGUGGAGAUCAAGAAGUAAUUGGUUUACUUUCGUUACCAUUGAUCAUGUACCAUGUUGAACAAUUGAUUUUGGGUGCCGUUGAAGUAUUGUUGCUGAAAAAAUGGGUGACAACUGGAAUCAAGAAAAAUUCAACAACGCUGAACGAUAACAAGGUGAAGCCCAAGAUGUGCCAGCUUACAACCAUAAGUGUGAGAUCUUGA
Molecule: messenger RNA, 1212 nt
Organism: Rotaria sp. Silwood2
Lineage: Eukaryota; Metazoa; Rotifera; Eurotatoria; Philodinida; Philodinidae
Source: the annotation of a GenBank genome assembly